Messenger RNA from Abrus precatorius (Indian licorice), 393 nucleotides. RefSeq lists its product as uncharacterized. The transcript has a single exon. The record is from RefSeq and is a predicted model, not a curated record. Bases 1 to 393 code for a protein of 130 amino acids. NCBI's taxonomy places the organism in Eukaryota, Viridiplantae, Streptophyta, Magnoliopsida, Fabales, Fabaceae.
AUGGACAGGAAGGAGCCUGUGGAUUUUUCUUCUUGCAUUCACUUUGAAGCCUCUGGUGACUCUGAAGUGGAUUGUGAUCCCAUCAUGGGUAGUGAAAUAGCCAGAGAUGAUGAUGGUGAUGCUUGUAAUGAUAAUGAUGAUGCUCUAUCUUGUAGCUACGAUGGAUCUGGUGCUUGUAAUGCUGCUGAUCUUGAUGGGUAUGUGUCUUGGGAUGAACAUGAUGAUGAUGAUGAUGAGAAGAAAGAGGAUGUUUUUGGAGUGUCAUGUUGUGAAGAUGAUGAUGAGAUGCAUGAAGAAAACAUGAAAUCUUACGUGUCUUUUGAUUCAGGCCAAGAGUUUGUGGAUGAGGUGGAAAAGAACAGGCUAUUCUGGGAAGCUUGCUUGGCAUCUUGA